ACCGAACACGGCUACCGUACGUACCCGCCCACUGACUGUCCACAUCUGAAGAUUGAACUCAAAUAUCGGGUAAAAUCAGCCCUAGAUUUCACAUCUAAGCUAUCUAAAUGGCGGCUCUAAUCGACAUUCGUCUCAAGAAAGCCAAUAAGAUAUAUAACGAAGGGGAUGUACUUGCAGGAGUGAUUGUCAUACAAACAAAGACUGAGUUCCAGCAUCAGGGAAUAACCUUGGUCGCAGACGGAUCAGUUAAUCUUCAGCUCAGCAGUAAAAGUGUUGGUCACUUUGAGGCAUUUUACAACUCUAUCAAGCCCAUUCAACUGCUGACGGUUACACUUAAUGCUGCCAAGCCAGGCAAAAUCCCAGCGGGAAAGACGGAAAUACCCUUUGAAGUGCCACUGAAAGCCAAACUCAACAAAACCCUCUAUGAAACAUACCAUGGUGUGUUUGUCAACGUUCAGUACACCUUGAAGGCCCAGGUGAAACGCUCUCUCCUUGCCAAGGACCUGGUGAAAACGAUAGAAUUCAUCAUUGAAUACAGGGACCAGAAGGUCAAAGCGGAACUCAAGCCUGUACCAUUUACCAUCACGCCACAAUCCCUCCAGAACGUCAAAGACAAAACAUCACUUCCAAACUUCUCCAUCAAAGGGAGACUCGACUCGGCGAGCUGCUGCAUCAAGAACCCUCUCACGGGUCAUGUGAUCAUCGAGCAGUGUAACGCACCAAUCAAAUCGGUGGAAAUCCAGCUGGUCAGAGUGGAAACGUGUGGGUGUGCCGAGGGCUAUGCAAGGGAUGCCACAGAGAUUCAGAACAUCCAGAUCGGUGAAGGCAACAUCUGUAGAGGUCUGACGAUACCAAUGUACAUGGUCUUUCCCCGUCUUUUCACAUGCCCUACGUUAGCCACUAGUAACUUCAAAGUUGAGUUUGAGAUCAACCUUGUAGUAGUCCUGCACGAUGAUCACCUGAUAACUGAAAACUUCCCCAUCGUUCUGACAAGAUUUUGAGGUACAGCGAAAACACCAACUUCAAAGCAACUCCCAGAUAGACAUGAAGCCCAAAAUCAUUCAAUGUAUGACUGUUAUUUAAGGCCUUGUCAUACACGUUAUGUGCAGUCACCUGCAACUCACCCUCAACAGGUUUUGAGCAUGUUCAACACUUUUCUGCUUGCAGAUCAGACUGGUGUGCGCUCCGGCUGGCAACUCCGUGCGAGAUAUUGUCGCACGCACCACGAACCGUCCUCUCUGAGCACUUUGAUGGGAAAGUUACUUUUGCAGAAAACGCAUUUA
This is a messenger RNA of Lytechinus variegatus (green sea urchin), 1283 nucleotides long. RefSeq names its product vacuolar protein sorting-associated protein 26C-like (gene vps26c). The record is from RefSeq and is a predicted model, not a curated record. The transcript has 7 exons. Gene Ontology annotation, biological process: intracellular protein transport. Bases 108 to 1001 code for a protein of 297 amino acids. Lineage: Eukaryota; Metazoa; Echinodermata; Echinoidea; Temnopleuroida; Toxopneustidae. Gene Ontology annotation, cellular component: endosome.